Molecule: messenger RNA, 716 nt
Organism: Vicugna pacos (alpaca)
Lineage: Eukaryota; Metazoa; Chordata; Mammalia; Artiodactyla; Camelidae
Source: RefSeq, a predicted model, not a curated record
UGGAGGUCAGGGAGGGGACCUGAGACCAGGUCGGCGGGAGGGAGAGGCCAGGAAGUUCCUGGAAGAAGGGUGCACCUGCUGUGGCCUGGCCUCAGUGUGGCCUGCUGGGCUGUGUUCUCCUCCCAGACUCCCCACUGUCCCCCGCUGCUGCACCCCUGCAUCUCCAGAACUACUCCCAUCCUGGGCCCAGGCCCUGCCGCCACGAUGGACACACCAGUGGAGAGAUCCCUCUUCCAAAUCAUCCACUGCUACCACCAGCACGCGGCCCGGGAGGGGGACACGGAGGCCCUGUCGCGGGAGGAGUUGAAGGCCCUGCUCAUGGACGAUGUGCCCCACUUCAUGGAGAGCUUGGCGACACAGGCACAGAGGCCUCAUCAGAUGUCACAGCACGCAGACGUCCGGUCCCACCUGUGCUGCCCCUGCAACAGUGCUGGGGAUGUGGACACGAGGACAGGCCUGGAAGAAGCCGCGCUACCUGACAGAGUUGUUCUGGGCAGCAGACGACCAGAUCUGCUUUGAUGAGCCCCUCUACGUCUUGGGCAAGCUGCUGACGGACGACCACCUGCAGUACCACCGCCAGCUGUGCGCCCACUACUGCACCCAGCACAGCCUCUAUCAGAGGGCACGCAGGCAGCUGCAGACGGGCCUGCCGGGGAGCUGCAGGGACAGCUCUGCCGUGUGCCUGUGCAAAGGAUGACUGUGAGGGAAGAGAAUAA